Molecule: messenger RNA, 1323 nt
Organism: Dictyostelium purpureum
Lineage: Eukaryota; Evosea; Eumycetozoa; Dictyosteliales; Dictyosteliaceae
Exons: 1
Coding region: 1-1323 (440 amino acids)
Source: RefSeq, a predicted model, not a curated record
AUGGAAAAAAAAAGAUAUUUAUAUAAUAAACAAAAAGGAAUAAUAGAAUUUAGUAACAAUGAUAAAAACUGGAGGAAAGUAAUUGACCCCAAUGAUAUAUUUAGAUUGCAUGGUUUCAUUAAGAGUAGUUUUUUUUUUAAAGGUUCGAUAAAUGUCGAAAAAUUUAUAGAAGCAAUGGACGAGUCUUUUAAAGAUUAUCAAGUUUUACUGUCAUAUAUUUACAAGGAAAGUGAAAAACCAUUUAUAUUUUUCAAAGCAGCAGGCUAUGAAGAAAUAUUGGAAAUCGAAGAAAGAAAUGGUGAUUCAAUAAACAAUUGUAAAAUAGAGGACUCUUUACCAAAUAAAAUCAAAACAAGAGAUACAGAAAAUGGUGUCAAAGUUGGUGUAUUUAAACUUACCUUAUUCAAAGAUGGCUUCAGUCUAGGGAAUGUCAUCAGUCAUGCAAUUUUUGAUCAAGGUGCAGUGUGUUAUUAUUUUAAAUAUCUAUCACAACUCUAUAAUAAUGGAAGAGGAAGAACCAUAUUGGCCAAACCUCAUUUUACAGAUUAUAGUGCUUUUAGUAUCGAGUCUAUAAUAUUUAAUGACAUGAAUGAAGCUCAAUUAUAUGCAAAUCAGAUAGGCUUUUCAUAUCCAUCAUUGCAUGCAAUAUCCGCAACAACAGAUACCCACCCCAUCCCAGUGUACAAUAUAGAAUUUAAUAUAAAUGAAUUAGAAAACUUCAAAUCAAGCAUCGAUGGUAAACAAGCUGGUAUUUCAAAAAAUGAUAUUAUCACUGCAGUUUUUUUUAAAAUGUUUGCAUCCUCAUCACAGCUUUUAGAUAGUGAUAUCUUUAGCUUAAAAUAUGCAUGUAAUAUCAGAAAAACUGCUGGUUUAGGUGAAGAGGCUUUAGGUAAUAUUUAUAUUCACUGUUGUAUACCAUUAAAAGUUUUGGAAAUUAAAGAGAAAUCACUUCUGGAAUUAGCAAAAAUCAGUCGAAAAAGUGUUUCAAAGAUAUCUGUAGAUCAUUUUAAAAAAGAUUUAAUAUGGUAUAAAUAUAUACAAGAUAACAAAAUAGAUUCUGAUGGUUAUUUUUUCCCGACACCCUAUACAACAAUUUUAUCAAAUUGGAACCAAUUCGACUAUAGUCAGGUUAGAUUCAAUGAUUCCACUCCCUAUGCUCUAAGGACGAUCUCAAUAGCUUCUAAAGGUACAAAUUUCAUAUCAUUCGAUAUAAAUAACGACAACAAAAAAAUAAUUUCAACAUCAAUUGCAGUUACAUUCGACAAUAUCGAUGCAAUCAUAGAAAUGGGUAAUAAUACAAAUUUAUUUAAAAUUAUAAAAUAA